Rangifer tarandus platyrhynchus (Svalbard reindeer) is the source of this 1032-nucleotide messenger RNA. The record is from the annotation of a GenBank genome assembly. Lineage: Eukaryota; Metazoa; Chordata; Mammalia; Artiodactyla; Cervidae.
AUGGCCGGAAACUGCUCCUGGGAGGCCCACCCCACCAACUGGAACAAGAUGUGUCCCGGCGUGAGCGAGGCCCCCGAACUCUAUAGCCGCGGUUUCCUGACCAUCGAGCAGAUCACCAUGCUGCCGCCGCCGGCCGUCAUGAACUACAUCUUCCUGCUCCUCUGUCUGUGCGGCCUGGUGGGCAACGGGCUGGUCCUCUGGUUUUUCGGCUUCUCCAUCAAGAGGAGCCCCUUCUCCAUCUACUUUCUGCACCUGGCCAGCGCGGACGUCGGCUACCUCUUUAGUAAGGCUGUGUUCUCCAUUCUGAACACGGGGGGCUUCCUGGGCCCCUUUGCCGACUACGUCCGCGCCGUGUCCCGGAUCGUGGGGCUCUGCAUGGUCCUCACCGGCGUGAGCCUCCUGCCAGCCAUCAGCUCGGAGCGCUGCCUGUCGGUCCUCUUUCCCGCCUGGUACUGGCGCCGUCGGCCCAAGCGCCUGUCGGCCGUGGCGUGCUCCCUGCUCUGGGCCCUGUCGCUGCUGGUCACCUGCGUCCACAACUACUUCUGCGUGUUCCUGGGCCGCCAGGCGUCCGGGGCGGGCUGCAGGCACAUGGACGCCUUCCUGGGCAUCCUGCUCUUCCUGGUCUUCUGCCCGCUCAUGGUGCUGCCCUGCCUAGCGCUCAUCCUGCACGUGGAGUGCCGGGCCCGGCGGCGCCAGCGCUCGGCCAAGCUCAACCACGUCACCCUGGCCGUGGUCUCGGUGUUCCUCGUGUCCUCCAUCUACCUGGGCAUCGACUGGUUCCUCUUCUGGGUCUUCCGGAUCCCGGCGCCCUUCCCCGAGUACGUCACCGACCUGUGCCUCUGCAUCAACAGCUGCGCCAAGCCCGUGGUCUACUUCCUGGCCGGCAGGGACAAGUCGCAGCGCCUGUGGGAGCCUCUCAGGGUGGUCUUCCAGCGGGCCCUGCGGGACGGGGCCGAGCCGGGGGAGGCAGGAGGCGGCACGCCCAACACGGUCACCCUGGAGAUGCAGUGUCCCUCGGGGAACGCCUCCUGA